UGCAGGUGAUACAGGUGAUACAGGUGGAUGCCUCAGCUACAAGCUAUCUGGAUUGUACAUCAGCAGCAAACCACACACGUCUCUGAAUACUGACACGGACACAUCGCCAAGCACAAUGAGUGCAGGAGCAAAGAAAGAUCCCCCUCCCUACCUGAUACCAGUCGAGGGUCAGAACGAUGGAGUGAAGGUUUACCAUCUGCAUUCACCUUUCACCCCUCCUCCCUCCUCGCAGGCGGCUGGAGUGGGCAUGCCAGUGUACACGAGUGGCGGCGGAGGCAGCCUCGGCGCAGGCCUCGAUGGCGGGGGCGGCAAAAGUAAGUUUGUGAGCCCCGAGCCCGACCUGGGACGAAACGCCGGCAUGACCACCUGCACUUCCUGUCAGCAGCAGGUCAUGACCAACGUCACCUACAAAGCUGGGACGUACGCCUGGCUGAUGUGUUUACUCUUCAUCUGCUGUGGGUUAAUCCUGUGCUGCUGCUUGAUUCCAUUCUUCCUGAAAAACUUCAAGGACGCGUACCACACAUGCCCGCGCUGCAACCGGGUCCUGCACGUGGACAAGAAGCAGUGCUGCAAAUGACGACCAUGACGUCGCAGAAGGUCCCACAGAAAUAAGGAACAACAUCCUGCUCCGUCUGUCCAUGUUCUCUCUGCUCUAUGAAACCGAAAGGUCACAGUUCAGAUGCAGCUUAUUUCUAUGGAUGAGCAAAAUCAACCAUGAAUGUCGCUCACAUUACAUCAUAUUAUUAGUAGCCAGACUCGGAGUGAUCACAGUGUCACUUUAAAACCUCUGGUGAGCAAACCAAACACACCCCAUGCACUUUUAUCUUGGGAGCCGUUACCUUUUUGUCCCAUUUCCAGUAGAAAAUUUUACAUUCUCUAUUUUUCCACCUCAGGUAAAAUGAAGGCUUGUACAUAGACUUUAUCAAACACUUCAUGUGUACGUCAGGACUCACACAGUCCAGAUGUGCAUUUGAAGGUAUCGUCACGACUUCUGACUAAGCAACAGCAGCGUAAAAACAAGCCGACACAACUUCUCUCCUGCAGUAAUUGCACAAUAAAUUUGCGUUGACGUUUUGAUGCAAGUUAGACCCAGAAAUGUAACAAACACUCCAUAGAAUAAAAUGUGGCUCAUUUGUGUUGCAUUCAGAUUUUCUUCUGCCAUUAAUAUACUUGUAUAACUCUAAAGGGAUGAGGGGCAAUCAUGAAGUUCAAAGAAAAACCUAUAUCACAACAACAGCAGCUGCAAAUAUCAUUUUUUCCUUUUUUGUUUCGAUUCUUUGAAGCUUUACCCCCGAACGACGCUUUGUUCACGUGUUUUUGUUACAUUGUCGAGAGCAGAAUUAAAGCUAAAGAUGACGUUAUGAUGUGACGUGUUCAUUGACUGUCAGUGUUAGUGGAGCCGCUCAUCGAGACACGUGUAAAGUGAAACUCGGGAAGAUUUCUGUCCCAAUCUGACGGUGACUGAGCCCAGUGAUUAAAGUAUUGCAAUAUAUAAUACACAUCUGCAGUUUUGUGAACUGGAGACAUAAGAAAAUAAUCUAAUGUAAAGAUUAGAUUGAAUUUCACCGUUUUCAACACCCGGUGUCGCCAAAUCUACCAGGACGGAAAUCUUCUAGAUUUGUCACUUUAAAAUUAUUUUUUGAUCUUCCUACAUAAAUGUCUGAUUUUUUUUUUGUUAUUAAAAAAAAUCUUUCUGCUUCCUAAAUACAAUAACAAUGUGAGAACGAGAGCGGAGGGAUAUUGUUGUGAAGGAUGUGAUUUCUUUCACGUUGACUGGCGGAAGAGUGGACUAUUGUUAUUGACAUUAUUUCUCUAAUAAAAAUAGACAUAUGGAUAUUUAA
Hippoglossus stenolepis (Pacific halibut) is the source of this 1841-nucleotide messenger RNA. RefSeq names its product Lipopolysaccharide-induced tumor necrosis factor-alpha factor homolog-like (gene litafd). Bases 116 to 577 code for a protein of 153 amino acids. Lineage: Eukaryota; Metazoa; Chordata; Actinopteri; Pleuronectiformes; Pleuronectidae. Gene Ontology annotation, molecular function: zinc ion binding. The transcript is spliced from 5 exons. The record is from RefSeq and is a predicted model, not a curated record.